GAGAGAGAGAGAGAGUGACAGGAUUGUGGGGAUGUGAGAAGCUAAAAGCAUGUUUGUGUACUGUCUUGCUGUUGGUCUGGAUUAUAAAAGUUUGUUGCAAACUACACUGUAGCCCGCUUAUUACCCACAGCCCAGGAAGACACUAAAACACUAAUAUCAAGAAAUCUGGUUUACCAUUACCCAUGGAUUACCAUUUAAAGCUUUAUGUUCUCUAGUAAAAGGUUUGUCUCUUCAUCUUUCAGGUUUUGGUCCAAACGGAUAUGCUACCAGCAUGGGCUUUAGUUCUAUUCACUGUUAAAGCUAACAUGUGAUUUCCAUCAUUUCUAUCCAUAUUGGAGAUGUGACCAAGAAUCAUCCUACUCCCAGGAGAAUUUCAAUGAAUUUGCAGUGACCCUUUCUUCUAAAGGAACAUGAGGACAUGCUUUAAAACUAAAUAGACACCCCCACAGCUUGCCUUACUCGAGGAAACAAACCCAACCUGGCAACCCACUGAGGGGAGCUUGCAGCGGACUGGCUCGCGGGAGUGACGCGCGCGAAAGGAGGCGGUCCACGUGCCUUAUGUACAGGUAUAUAAACGACCUCGCUGAGGAUCCGAGUCACACCUGAGACUUCAGCACCUGCAGGCAGAGGGACAGCUCUACAGUCAUGAUUAAGAAAAUGUCCCCGUCAGAACCCGAGUUUGACAUCCCAGCCAAGAACUGCUACAGGAUGGUCAUCUUGGGCUCCACUAAAGUCGGCAAGUCCGCCAUAGUGUCCCGGUUCCUCAGCGGGAGGUUUGAGGAUCAGUACACUCCGACCAUCGAGGACUUUCACAGAAAACUUUACAGCAUCAGAGGAGAUGUUUACCAGCUGGAUAUUCUGGACACCUCUGGGAAUCAUCCGUUUCCUGCCAUGAGAAGGUUAUCCAUCCUUACAGGUGAUGUGUUCGUCCUGGUGUUUAGUCUGGAUAACCGGGAAUCCUUUAACGAAGUGCAGCGGCUGAAGCGGCAGAUCUACGAGACCAAGUCGUGUCUGAAGAACAAGACUAAGGAGAACAUGAACGUGCCUCUGGUGAUCUGCGGGAAUAAAGGAGACCGCGAGUUCCAGCGCGAGGUAGCGCGUGAGGAGAUCGAGCAGCUGGUGGCCGGGGACGAGCAGUGCGCGUACUUUGAGAUCUCCGCCAAGCGCAACACCAACGUGGACCUGAUGUUCCGCCGGCUCUUCGCCAUGGCCAAGCUGCCCAACGAGAUGAGCCCGGACCUGCACCGCAAGGUCUCGGCUCAGUACUGCGACAUGCUGCACCGCAAGUCCUUCAGGGGCAAAAAGCCGAAGGACUGCGACGCGUACGGUGUGGUUGCGCCUUUUGCGCGCCGCCCGAGCGUGCACAGUGACCUCAUGUACAUCAAGGAGAAGGCGGUCGGCGGCGCGCACGGCAAGGACAGAUGUGUGAUCAGCUAAGAUCGUGUUACUCCUGAACCGUUAAAAACACUCGGUGUGAAAAAUGCACAUGUUGCUGAACUGCACCCGGAACGGCGGCGCGCACGAAUGGACCCGCGCACUGCUCGAACCGUCCUGCGCGUGUCCGCGCGCUUCAUUAAAGCAGUGAGAACCCCGUUACCGGAGGCGGUGACCCGGGGUGUGAGCGGCCGGUAAUCCCGGUGAGAAACUCGCAAACUGCAGUGUGGAAUAACCUGCUAAGUGUUUACAUUUUUUAUGUUUUAUAUAAUAAUUGAAUGUGAACUUCACUUGUUGGAACAAAAUGUCCAGUGUUUAUUUAUUCUUUUUAUGAGUGUAACUGUUUUUAAACCACAAAUAAAGAAAGUCGAAUGAA
Messenger RNA from Clarias gariepinus (North African catfish), 1810 nucleotides. It is a transcript of the gene rasd1, whose product is annotated as RAS, dexamethasone-induced 1. Gene Ontology annotation, molecular function: GTPase activity; GTP binding. Lineage: Eukaryota; Metazoa; Chordata; Actinopteri; Siluriformes; Clariidae. The record is from RefSeq and is a predicted model, not a curated record. The transcript is spliced from 3 exons. The coding region runs from base 646 to 1437 and encodes 263 amino acids.